This is a messenger RNA of Coregonus clupeaformis (lake whitefish), 8509 nucleotides long. Its product is annotated as piezo-type mechanosensitive ion channel component 2-like. The annotation marks the transcript as partial. The record is from RefSeq and is a predicted model, not a curated record. The transcript is spliced from 52 exons. Lineage: Eukaryota; Metazoa; Chordata; Actinopteri; Salmoniformes; Salmonidae.
CGUCAUCCUUCCGGUACAAUGGUCUGUCUGUGGUGUAUUUCCUUUUCCUGCUCACCCUUCCCCUGCUGCCAAACCCCUCUCUCACCUCCAUGCAAGGAAAAACAGGGACGUUCCUGCUGCUCAUCUGUUCUACCAGCGUGACGUUUCUGGCUCUCCAGUGUUUCAUGCAGAUCACUUUUGCCUACGUACCUCAGUAUGAGAACGAAUAUUGGGAGAAUAUUCUCUACCAUCUGGGCAUUGUACGGUUCAGUUUGGUGGAUGCAGGGAACAUUGUGCGUCUCUUAGCCCCUGAUCUGGGGCUCUUCCUGUCAGGGCUCUUCAUACUGCGCCUGGUCAGGAAGCUGCUGCGCCCCAUGCCCCAACUUAACCAGAACUGUAUCGCACCCUCUGACCCUGAGGAUGUGGACAUGUCCGACUCAGAGUCUGAGGUUGGCAGUGAGGUCACAGGCGGCUCGUCCUAUGACAGUUCAGAUGAAAGCAUAGCGGUGCCGGCAGCCCUUCCUCAGUUUGUCCAGAAGUUCAUUGCAUUUGCCCUUGGACUGCGCCUCUUGCUGUCCGCCAUCAUGAACACAGCAGGGAAAGUAGUGGUCACCAUACUACUAGGGCUGGCAGGCAUCACUCUGCCCUCCCUGACCUCAGUGGUGUAUUUCGGGACGUUCCUGGGCCUGGUGUGGUGGUGGGUGUUACUCCGCUCCCUCAGCAUGCUGUUCUUCAGUACCCUCUGUGUGAUGAUGGCUAUAUUCAGCACCGGUCACCUGUUGAGCCUCUACCUGUACCAGCUGCCCCUGGCCCAACAGAUCGUACCCCCACAGGACAUCUAUGCCAGGCUGUUUGGUAUAACAGCGGUCAUCCAAACCAAUGAGACUGAGCCAUACAGUCUGGGUCUGCAGCCAGACGUCAGCUGGCCUGUCUUCACCAACCCCAUUGUGCUGCUGCUCCUCUAUUACACACUGGUGGCUCUGCUGCACAAGUGGGUCAACAUCACUGAGGAGGAGGAGGAUACUCUGGAGAAGUCUGAGAGUCCAGUAGAAACCCAUGAGGAUCCCCCCAGCUUCUCCAAGAUCUUAUUCAUCUCAGGAGACAGACUGGAGCUACUGACCAGUACGGAUGAUGAAGCGUACAUGCCAGAGGAGGUACAUGAGCCAAUGGUUUUACUGAUGAGCAGCUCAUGGCAUGAUCUGAGAGGACAGGAGGUGGGGUCACUGCUGGUAGGGCCAGCGGCAGGAUAUUCAAAUUGCUACCCUCCACCACAAUAUGAAGGAAUAGACUUGUCACUCUCACAAGAGUCAGAGGAGGUGAAAGAGAUGAGUGAGGAAGAGAAGGAGAGGAGUGAGGAAGAGAAGGAGAGGAGUGAGGUGUCUAUACAGGAUACAGAGACCAUUCCCACCCCUCCUGGCCCCAGUGGACUGGUUGUGUUCGGCCUGUUCAUCAUGAAGCACAGCUAUGUCAGCGCACUCAUCAUCAUGAUGGUGUGGAGCAUCACCUAUAACAGCUGGCUGACGUUCGCCCUGCUGGUGUGGUCGUGUCUGAUCUGGAUGAUGCGUGACCGUCGGCGCUAUGCCAUGAUGAGCGCUCCCUUCCUGGCGGUGUACGGCACCGUGCUGCUGCUGCUCGCCUUCCUGAGCGGCCUGAGGCUGCGGCAGGACGAGCUUUACCCUGGCCUACCUCACGCCGUGCUGGUAGACUUUGACAUGGUCACUUACCCAGUACCCUGUGUCCACCUGGGAGCCAAGAUGUUCUACGCCUUUAGCUUCUUGCUUCUGUUCCGUCAACAACUGAAGGAGAAACAGGAAGAGCAGGAUCUGAAGGAGUCAGAAGAGUCUCUGGAUGAAGUCAAAGUGCUACCAUCGGAUGAAGGUGACACCUCCUCCAUAAUGGAGAUGCUGGGUUCAGCGGUCAAAGGAACCCUGGUGAAGUACUGGAUCCUGUUCUGCUGCUCUACGUUCUUUGUGGUCAGCUUCUCUGGGAAGGUGAUGGUCUACAAGAUCCUCUACAUCGUGCUGUUCCUCUUCUGUGUUGUCCUCUAUCAGAUCUGUUAUGACAUGUGGAGGCGAGUGCUAAAGUACUUCUGGGCGGUGGUGGUGGGCUACUCCAUGGUCGUCCUGAUAGCCAUCUACAUGUACCAGUUUAAGACGGUGUCUGGCCUGUUCAGACAGAUCAUGGGCAUGUCUGAGGAAGGUCUGCGUGAUCUGGGGUUGGAGCAGUACGACACUGUGGAGCUGUUUGCUCGGAUCCUCCUCCCUGCAGCCUUCCUAUUGGCCUGUAUCCUGCAGCUGCACUAUUUCAACCAGGACUUCCUGGAUCUCACCGACCUGGACAACAUACCUGUCCGCCAGGGACAAACCAGAGAGGAAGAGCUGAGGAACUCAAUCAAUGUGAUAGCUGACAUGAUGGCGAAGGAGCACAGUAAGCAGAUGAGUGGGGAGUCAGGACGUGUGGGGAGUCAGCACACAUUGGACAGUGAUGGACUGUCUGCCUCAUCAGAGAAGAAACCAGAGGAGGAGCAGGAGGGAACAGGCCCCCCAGAGGAGCGUCUGACCCAGUGGGGGUUGAUAGUGGACCGGGCCGGCCUGCUGCUGCUCCAGGCUCUGGCUGUCUUCCAGCGGGCUCAAGAGAUAGGCUGGAGGCUGCUGGAGCUCCACAGCCUCAAGAUCGUCUCUACCGGCAUCAUCUGGGUGUCCCUGCAAGAGGUGUCUCUGAUGAACUUCCUGUUUCUGGUACUGUGGGCCUUUGCCCUGCCCUUCCCCCGGCUCCGCCCCAUCGCCUCCAGUGUGUCGUCAGUCUGGACCUGUGUCAUGGUGGUGUGUAAGAUGCUGUACCAGCUCAAGGUCAUCAAACCUCUGGAGUACUCCUCCAACUGUACCACUGUGAGUUCACUUACCACUAGAAUGCCCAACACUGAUCAAAUACUGACUAAUUCAUUAUUCUAGCUGCUGAGGAGGUCUGUGCUGUAUGUGAAGCCUGUUGACCCAGCCAUAUGGUGUGGAGAGCUGCGCAAGUGUGAAGACAGGAUACUGCCCUGUCUCAGGAACCACCUGAUGGUGCUGGGGCUGCUGAUGUUUGAGGUGACGGUCCAUAGACACCAGCUCUACUAUCGCCUCCGCAACGACCUCAAGGUUCCCACCUUCAGCAUCAUCUUCCAGGGCAUCACACGCCAGCACCUGGACCACGGCAUCCUGCCCUGCAUCAAAUACUUCAUCAACUACUUCUUCUACAAGUUUGGCCUGGAGGUGUGCUUUGUGGUGGCGGUGAAUGUGAUUGGCCAACGGAUGGACUUCUACGCGCUGCUGCACUCCUGUGCUCUGAUAGCUGUUCUGUCACGACGACGCAGGAAGGCCAUGGGGGAGGUGUGGCCUAAGUACUGCUGCUUCACUGCAGGACUCAUGGUGCUGCAGUACCUGCUCUGUAUCGGCAUCCCUCCCGCUCUCUGUGUCGAUUAUCCAUGGAGAACCUCCAGUCAGGCCUUGACCUCCAACCUCAUCAAGUGGCUUUAUCUGCCUGACUUUGCCAUGCGUCCUGCCCCUUCUUUCAUUUUCUAUGACCACCUCCUGCUCCUGUGCUCCUCGCUGCAGUGGAACAUGUUUGAGGAGGAGAACCGUGCCGCGGUGCGCCUUAUGGCGGGGGAGAACGUGGAGAUCAGCCGCAGCUUGGACCCGCGCUCCUUCAACCAGUACAUCCCUGUCAACAACUUCCUCCACUGCAGGUCCUACCUGGACAUGGUCAAGGUGUUUGUUUUCAGCUACUUCUUCUGGCUGGUGCUGUGCCUCAUCUUCAUCACAGGCACCACCCGCAUCAACAUCUUCUGCCUGGGCUACCUGCUAGCCUGCUUCUACUUCAUGUUGUUCGGGGGCAGCCUGCUCAUGCAGCCCGUACGAUACAUCCUCAGGCUCUGGGACUGGCUCAUCGGAUACACCUGCUUCGUCAUCGGCAUGAAGAACCUGCUAUCUCUUGGCUCAUGUGCUUAUCUGGACAGCCUGUUGAAGAAUGGCUGCUGGCUCAUUCAGGCCUUCAGCAUGGUCUGUACAAUCAAAGGCUAUGAUCUCCCUGCUCCUGAUGAUGAGUGUGAGCUGCCGGAGGGGGAGGCUGGCAUCGUGUGGGAUGCGAUCUGCUUCACCGUGCUCCUAGCUCAGAGGAGGGUUUUCCUCAGCUACUACUUCCUGUAUGUGGUGUCUGACCUCAGGGCCUCCAAGAUCCUGGCCUCCAGGGGUGCUGAGCUCUUUGAAGCCAAAGUGAAGAAACUGGUUGCUGCAAGACUGGAGAUGGAGAAGAAGUCUGUGGAGACGCUGAAGAAGCAGAUGGAGAAGAUCAAAUCCAAACAGAAGAGUAAGCCUGGCCAAGGAGACGCAGCAGCGCCCCCUACUGAUAUAGUGCCAAAGGGUGAAAUUGAGAAGUCAGAGAAUGAUCAGGAGAAAUGGUGGAAACCAUGGGUCUCACGGCCUGGUGUUGGGAACGACUGUGGCUACCAUCUAUUUGAGAGUGACAGUGAAGAGGAAGAGGAGGAAGUCCAGGAAAAGAAAGAGGAAGAGGCACCACCAAAGAAGAAAUCUGCUUUUCAGUUAGCCUAUGAGGCAUGGGUCACAAGCUCCAAAGCAGCCCUGAAUUUGCACGAAAAAGAGGAGAAGAGGAGGGCAAAGAAACAGCUGCAGAGACAGCAAGGCAUUGAGAGGGCGGAGUCUAGUGAGGAUGAGUUGGAGGUGGAAGAGGAAGAGGAAGCGGAGGAGAAAGAAAAUAUAUUUCAGAGGAUCAUCGACUCGCUCAAGUUUUUAUGGGUGUUUAUCCUGUCCCUUCUGGAUGACCUCACUGAGGGCCUGAACUCCUUCUGCAAAGAUGGUCUGGACAUCUCCAAAGUGCUACGCUUUGAAAGGGCUCUUCUAGGCCAGCAACAGAAGAAGGGGAAAGAGGUGUCACAGGAGAGCGUGAAGCGCUUCUAUGAGAAUUGGAUGUCCAGACAGAACACCCUGGCCUCCCUGGAAGACCAGGAAGACAUAGUUCCCCCCGUCUCCUCCCCUCCACCUGUACCAUCAUCACCACGAGGUUACUCCAAGCUGAAACACGGCCACUCCAAAAUCUCCUGGGGUAGCAGCUUGUCCAGCUGCAUGACGGAUGAGACCCUGCUGGGGUCUCGUCAGCCCACUCUGGAUGAGCUGGAUGACCCUCCUAUACUCCAGCCCGCUGCCGACCAACUCAGACGGAAACUACUGAAGACUGCAAACCUGGACCUUGGCUCAUUUGACACCGAAGACCCUCCACCAAGCCAUGACGAUACUGUUCCCAAUAAGGAGGACAGUAAAGAAGGAGAGGAUGCAUAUGAAGAAGAGGAGGGGGAGUAUAAAGAGGAGGAGGAGUAUAGAAUGGAGGAGGAGGAAUGGAGGGAGGAAGAAGAGGAGGAGAGGGAAAAAGCUGUGAUGCUUUCAGGAUCCAUCUCCCUGGACUAUCUGGAGUGUGAUGAGAAUAGCGAAGAUUUCCCAGACUCCCCCAGGCCUCUGAGUGAGACCAGGAACCUCACGGCCAGCGAGCUACUGCUCAACAACAUGUUUGGUAACGAUGAAAUCGAAGCGUCUGAUCAGUUCUUCCAGUCUCUUCCAAGACACCUGAGACUGGUGUUUGCCUUGUACAACACCAUGGUGUCUAAGUCAGAGAUGCUGUGCUACUUUGUGAUCAUCCUGAACCACAUGGUGUCAGCCUCGCUGCUCAGUCUGAUCCUGCCCAUCCUUAUCUUCCUCUGGGCCAUGCUGUCUGUGCCACGCCCAACCAAGCGCUUCUGGAUGACUGCCAUCAUCUACACAGAGCUGAUUGUGGUGGUGAAGUAUUUUUUCCAGUUUGGCUUUUUCCCCUGGACCACCUCGGCCUACCGAGGCAUCAACGCAGACCGGCCCUUUGCUCUGCCCAACAUCAUUGGGGUGGAGAAGAAAGAUGGCUAUGUUGUCUUUGACUUGAUACAACUCCUGGCUCUGUUCUUCCAUCGCUCUAUUCUAAAGUGCCACGGUCUUUGGGAUAACAAAGAGGUUGAGAUGCCGGACUUCUUCAAGAAGUUAAAGAAGAAGACGGAGAAGAAGAAGAUGAGUGGAGGAGACAAAGCAGGGGAUCAGCCGAAGCGAAGACUGCCCUUCCUUCCUCUACAGGCCUCAACUGCAUCCUUGUUUCGCAGACGGGGAAAAGCCAACUCCACUGAGACAAACGAUGAUAUGCAGCACAAAAAGCGCCACUCAAAGAAGAAGAGGCACCACAAUAAAGUGCCCCUGACCAGGAAGGAGAGGAUCAAGAAGCUGAUCCGAGAAAGGAUGCUGGAGACUAAAGCUGCUAUCAUAGAAGUUGCCCUGCACAUAUACCUACCUAUCAGGCAGUUCUUCUAUGACAUCAUUCACCCAGAGUACAGCCCAGUGUGUGAUGUCUACGCUCUCAUGUUUCUGAUUGACGUAAUCAACUUCAUUGUCAUCAUAUUUGGAUACUGGGCUUUUGGGAAACACAGUGCUGCUGCUGACAUCACAGAUGCUAUUGGGGAGGACCAGGUCCCAUCGGCCUUCCUGGUCAUGCUGCUCAUCCAGUUUGGGACCAUGAUAGUGGACCGUGCUCUCUACCUCCGCAAAACCCUCAUGGGAAAAUGUGUCUUCCAAGUGGUGCUGGUGUUUGGUAUCCACUUCUGGAUGUUUUUCAUACUCCCCGGGGUGACUGAGAGGAGGUUCAACAUGAACCAGGUGGCACAGUUGUGGUACUUUGUGAAGUGCAUCUACUUUGGCCUCUCUGCCUACCAGAUCAAGUGUGGCUACCCAAAUCGUGUGCUGGGAAACUUCCUGACCAAGAACUAUAACUACCUCAACCUAUUCCUCUUUCAAGGGUUCCGCCUGGUUCCGUUCCUCAUAGAGCUGCGUGCCGUGAUGGACUGGGUCUGGACUGACACCACCCUCAGCCUGGGCAGCUGGAUCUGUGUCGAGGACAUUUAUGCCAACAUCUUCAUACUCAAGUGCUGGAGGGAGUCGGAGAAGAAAUACCCACACACCCCAGGGCAGAAGAAGAAAAUGGUGGUGAAGUAUGGAAUGGGCGGCUUCAUCAUAUUCUUCCUCAUCAGCGUCAUCUGGUUCCCCCUCCUCUUCAUGUCAUUGGUCAAGUCAGUGGCUGGGGUGACCAAUCAGCCUCUUGAUGUCUCCAUUCAGCUCAGCAUAGCAGGAUAUGAGCCACUGUUCACAAUGAGUGCCCAGGAGCAGAACCUGGUGCCAUACUCACAGGCCGGCCUCAACCGGCUCACCAACCUCUAUGCCACUCACCCGUCAGCCAUGCAGUUCCUUGUGAACUACAUGGCCGAGGACAUUGUCAUUGCAAAGAUCAAGAGUGAUGCCAGUCUGCUGUGGAGCAUCAGCCCUGCCAGCCGUGAUGCUAUGAUCCAUGAACUCAGCAACUCCACCCACAUCUACAUCACCCUGCGAUGGGUACUACUCAGGAAUGCGUCUCUGUCGAUGAACGUGGAGACCGUGGGGGAACACACUGUCAAGUAUGAGGACCGGGCCUUGAGGGACCAGAUAGUUCAGAUGCUCAAAGGGACACACAAUGACUCUGUGGUCAUUGAGUCUCUCCUGCCCAAGUUCAUCAGAGGUCCCGGAGGACUGGAGUCCAAGAUGGCCACCCGUCUGGAUGUAGAACACUCAGAUAGGCCUGAGGACCUCCAGAUGUUGGCCUUCUACCGGCCCCUGUCCAUCAAACUACAGCGGGCAGAAGACAAUGGAAGUGCAGAGGGGGGUCAGUGGUGGAUGGUGGAGGAAUGCACUCCUGGACAGGGGCACGUCCAGAGCAGCUGCCACAGCAUUGAGAUAGUAGUGUUCAACGACAAAGUCAGCCCCUCCAGCCUGGGUGCUCUAGCAGGACAGGGAAUUGUGGGCCUGUACAUGUCUGUGGUGCUGGUCGUUGGAAAGUUUGUCAGGGAAUUCUUCAACGGUAUAUCCCGCUCCAUCAUGUUUGAGGAGCUGCCAUGUGUGGACCGGGUGUUGAAGCUCUGCACGGACAUCUUUGUGGUGCGAGAGACUGGUGAGAUGGAGCUGGAGGAAACACUGUUUGAGAAGCUAAUUUUCCUGUAUCGCUCGCCGGAGACCAUGAUCAAGAUGACCAGAGAGAAGAGACUAGAGAGCACAAUUACAUUUUAGUUACGAAAAUGACCAUUUGUUUUGUUUGUAUUCCUACUGCAUGCAUUUUGAAUCACUGACUACUUUUAAUGAUUCAAAUUUUUACAAAGGAAGACCGUAGGCCAUAAUCAUAGAAAUGUGUUCCUAAUGUGAAACUAUUUAAUUGAAGUCGAGAUGCAACAUUAUGCAGUUUUAGAUACAAAUGUCUUGUAUAGAGCUUACAGAUGCACGUCUGCUCUACAGAAUGUAUUUAUCUCAACAUUCUGUAACUUUACACACCCCACUGAACACCACCCUGUUGCAUUUCACUGAAAAGCUCAUCUAGAAGUAUUCACUCUCAUUUCACACUGUACUCCAUGUCCAGUAUUUAAUUCAAUUAAUAAAAUAAAAUAACAUUC